AUGAGCUUCUAUUCUCACAUGUGGAAGAUUCUGCAGAUAUUGGCAACUAUAAUCACGACUGUCACGCAAGAUCUGGACAGCCAGGAGACCUCUGAUGUCAUCAAAUCCUCCACCCCAUAUCCCAUGUUUUUUCCUGUAAGUUACCAGGUGUGGGAUGCAGACUACUUUCUGUUAAAAGAGGCGGGACAGGACAUCAUGAGGAAUUCCAGCAUGCAAAGUCACACACAGCCAAUUGUCAUUCUCCGGGCAGACCGUCACCCAAUGAUUAAUGCCAGCUAUAGCCUCUUCUCCACCAAACAGGAGAUCCCCUUGGAUUUAAUGCAGUCAGUGGAGUUAUUUCGACCCUCGCCACCAGUUUUCACCCUCAACUGGAGAGUGCAGUCUUUUGUGUUGACCCGAUGGGUCUAUUCAUCUUCUCCCAAAGUGCGAGUCCUCUUCUACGUGGCUGGAAGGGAUUGGGGCAGGGAGGAAAAGGUAAAAGGGAGUAAAGAUGAGCUGCCAUGUGUAAUCAUAUACGCCUUUUGGCAGACACAGGAAGUUCGUAGCUCUUGUGUCAUUGGAAAUAAGCAUGGAACCUGCAUGGCCGAGGUUGACAUUCCUGUGGCCUGGUUCAGCCCAGCUGAGAGCAGCUCCAGCCGCGAAAGACUGGGACCAUCCCAGGGGAACCCUGUGGAGCUUUACUACCAGGCCCGACCCAGCACUUUUGGGCCGUGCAGCGGCAGUGGAGAGGAAAGUAAAAGAUGGGACGUUGAAGGUGGAAAUGUAGGGCAGCCCCAGGUUGCUGUGACCCCCAUGCAAAGGAUUGGGAGUGUGCGCCUUCUACAGGUCAAACAGGGGGCCGCACCAGUGUCUGUCCUUAGAUUGGGAGAGGCUGUGGUCAUCCAGACCUCCUCUAAACCACUUAAGAAGAAAGAUUUUGCAUCAUUUUAUGUUUACAUGAGGAGCUCAGCCAACCUGGACACAUUUUCCCUCAGGGCCAUGGUAAAAAAGGGUGUCUCUUUUCGCAUAGCCACACCCAGCAACACGCAGCUGUGGGAAAUCAUAUUGGAUAAAGGACCAGAUGGAAGUGUUGGAGUAAUCUGUCAGAGAAAGUCAAGUACAGUUGGGAAAAGAUUAGGUAAACUACAAGCAGUUUUACAAAUGGAUUUUGAAGUGGAGGACGUCAGCGGUCAAUCUGAGAUUCAGGUGUUAAAGUGGGAGUUGACACUUCCUGAUGAUGUCAGAAAGAUGGGCGUGUCAGAAGGCACAAUGAGGAUCUACACCACUCAGAGGGACUUUGUAGGCCUGGCUUCUCUAGUUAUGGACACAGAGCUGUUGAACACUGCGGUGUUGACCGGUAAGAGAGUGUCGGUGGCUGUGAGAACUGUUGCUGUUGAACAGGACGGCUCUGUGAUGGACGUCUCUGACUUGACUGACUGCAGCUCUACAGAUGAAGAUGUACUGAAGGUAUCUGACAGAUGUGACUUUGUCUAUGUGAAUGGAAAAGAAACCCAGGGGCGUUUGAGGACGCUGGUGAACUUCACCUACAGUUACAUGAGCGCCCAGCUGGAGAUGAAGGUGUGGUUUCCACAGCUUCCACUGGAUAUAGAUGUUUCUGAUACAGAGCUCAGUCAGAUCAAGAGCUGGAGAAUUCCCAUCAUCUCUACUAAGAGUAAACCAGGCUGGAGCAGUGAGGAAGAGCCUAAGGGCAGAGGAUGUAUGCUUCAGUUCCAGCAUGCUUUAGUUCGAGUCUUCACCCAUUUUGUAGCAAAGCAUCCGGACCCUCGGGAACCCCAAGCCUUUUUCCUUGGCUCUGACUGGCAGGUGGAUGUGACCAAGCUGGUGCGGUACUUCUUGAAGGUGGAGGAUCCUAAUAUUGCCCACUUGCAAGCAGGCAGGGUUUUGUCUGGAGUAGAUGUGGGCACCACAUCUUUAAAGGUUCUUUCUCCUCUGUCUGACUCUAUACUGGCAGAGAAAACAGUGAGGGUUGUGGAUGAUCGAGUGACCAUCACUGAAUUGGGACUGCAGUUGGUCAGUGGUCUCACGCUCAACCUGAAGCUCAAUACAGGAAGUAACAGAGUCAUCAGCGCCACAACUACCACACAAGAAGUGCUAACCAAUCUUAAACAGGAGGCAGUGUUGAGUUCCUGGCUUCAGUUUAGCGAUGGCACCUUCACACCUCUGGAUAUUUAUGAUCCCUCUCACUACCGCCUCACUGUGACAUCACUGAAUGAAGGUGUGAUCUCCGUCCAGGACUUCGUUGUAGCAGAAGGUGAAGGUCAAGGAACACUGGUGAGAGCCGAGAUGACCAUUUGUGAGGUCUGUCAAAAAUCCAAGCGCAAAAGCACUUUAGCUGUGGCCAAUGUCAGCCUAACUGUUAAGCUUCAGACAAACACCAAACGUCCUGUAAACAGCAGCACCAAUAAUUAUGAAUUCAUUACAAACACUACUGGAAGCAGCACAAGACCAUUUGCUGGUGUUACUGGGACAGUCAACAGCUUUGAGGGUAGUAAUGAAGAAGAGACGGUGGACGUUGAGAAAAAGUUAAAGCAGCCAGAUCAGGUUUCAAAUAGAAGUUCAGAAUCUGAUCGAGAGGAAAGCGCUCUGAUGAAGAUCACCACCACAGCUCAAGACUCAACUUCUGGAAACAUUGCAAAUGAUCUUGGAAUGGGACGUGCUAAUGACGCCUCUGUCGGAGUCAGCAAACCUGGGAAUAUUCUAAACGGUGGAGAUUUCUUGAGUACGGGAAAAGCAGAUGUUGAUCCUGGUGCAGGAAGUCCUUGGAAUACUAAUAAAGUUCCUGAUGUCUCAAUGGUAAGCACUGGAAAAGCCUCUGGGAACUUGGUCAAUUACAAUAACUACCCACCACAAGUGGAAAUUCCCAAGCAGAAGCCAAUAAACAACGACUAUGGAGAUUAUGAUGAUGAUAUUGAGGAACCACUAAACCGGCCUCUUACGGACCUGGAAAUUGGGAUGUACGCUUUACUAGGUGUCUUCUGCUUGGCCAUCAUGGUAUUCUUGAUUAACUGCGUGUCAUAUCUGGUCAAGUUUCGGAACAAGCACACACACGCACAGAUUUCCGAGCACCCUGGCCAUCGGCAUGACUGGGUAUGGCUGGGAACAGAUGCCGAGUUAGUCAUGAAUGUCACUGGAAGUCCUUUGCAACAGGACACUCAAAACACAUCUGUGAUUGACAUUGCACCGAGCACAGAUCCUGUUGGGACUCUCACUCGAAGGAUGUCCUGUCAGGUAUCUUCAGUAUCCAAUCACCCUAGUGUUGGGAACACUGGAUCACUCCGAACAAAACAAGUAAGGAGAGAUUCCCUACACUCACCCACUAGCAAGAGGAAAAGAGUCCAGUUCACCACCUUCACAUCAUUGGAAAGACAAAACUCUACAAAAACAUCACCACAAGGGAAUGGAUAUGGCAUUAACUGGGUGGGAAAGGAGGAACGUUGUAUCACACCUGAGGUGCCACCUACUGAAUCUCAUGAACAGCUGUGAUUGCUGGAUCAGAUUCAGCCAGAUGUUUGCACCCAUGGUGUAUAUCUUAAUAUGGUCACCUGAAUGCCUUUUGUUUUAGGAUGUUGUUCUGUGCUACACAGUGAAGAGGAUUAAGGCCAAGAUACUGUUAUCAAUACAGCUUCAUUUGGCUCUUAUAUUGGCUAAUGGUGUGACUUUUUAUUUGUGAUUAUAUUUGAACAGCUCAAACUAACCACCUUGAGGUGACUAGUACAUGUGUACUGUACACAUUUGUCAUAGAGGUAUUUAUUGAGGGAUUUGAACAUGUGGAUGGCACUUCUGUUUAUUACUUGUUCAUCCUUCC
Paramisgurnus dabryanus is the source of this 3805-nucleotide messenger RNA. The record is from RefSeq and is a predicted model, not a curated record. NCBI's taxonomy places the organism in Eukaryota, Metazoa, Chordata, Actinopteri, Cypriniformes, Cobitidae.